Molecule: messenger RNA, 519 nt
Organism: Meloidogyne enterolobii
Lineage: Eukaryota; Metazoa; Nematoda; Chromadorea; Rhabditida; Meloidogynidae
Source: the annotation of a GenBank genome assembly
AUGUCGGCAGAAAAAUUUCUUCAUUUUUUAGAUAAACAAGAAGAUGUUGAAAAUUAUUUAAAUCCAGAAGGAUUUCAACCUUUAUCAUUAAAUGAGAGUUACAACGAAACAUAUAAUGAAUUAAACAUGGGGUCGGAUGGUUUUCUCGAAUUUAAUAAAAUUAGCGAUCCUAUGGAAUUGUUAAAUGAAAAAUACGAUGCCAAAACAUUAAUAAACAAUGUAUAUUUUAAUAAAAAAGAUGACAAAAAUCCAACAGAAUUGUUUCAAACUCUUUUUAAUAAAUGGAUAAAUUUAACAAAAAAUAACAAUUUCGGAAUAUUGAUGGCCAGUCCAUACAAUAAAAUAGGAGGACACAUACAAGCAAUUGUUGUUGCUGUCGGGACAGGAAAAGGAGAGGAAGAAGAAAAAAUAAAAGCUAAACAAAUAUUUAAUGGAAAACCAAAUACAUUUUGUAGACCUCCAUUUAUGUACAAUUGUUCGGAUAAUUCUCUUUUCUGUUAUCUAUGCAAGGUAUUUUAA